This is a messenger RNA of Lasiodiplodia theobromae, 1494 nucleotides long. RefSeq names its product Cop9 signalosome subunit 3. Lineage: Eukaryota; Fungi; Ascomycota; Dothideomycetes; Botryosphaeriales; Botryosphaeriaceae. Bases 1 to 1494 code for a protein of 497 amino acids. Gene Ontology annotation, cellular component: COP9 signalosome. Gene Ontology annotation, biological process: ubiquitin-dependent protein catabolic process. The record is from RefSeq and is a predicted model, not a curated record. The transcript has 4 exons.
AUGGCGGACGCCGCUGUGAUCUUCAGCUUCCCUCCGGACCAGACUACACUGGAGCAGCUCUCCCCCGCCGAAUAUGACCACUCCAUCCGCCACUUCAUUGCCCAGCUCGCUCGCAUAUCCAAAGCCGUCUGGCAGGUGGGACAGAUUGGAGACCAGAACUUGCUAGAGAUAAUGAACCCGGCAGUCAAUUCGAUACCCUACCUCUACGUCCUCGUCCACCAGUUCCAGUCCAAGCUCGACUCCGCUGGCUCCGCGCUGAACGUGCCGGAUGAGUGCCGCCCGGGAGGUGAGCUCUGGCUGAAGCUAAUCAACUACCUCAACGUCUUCGACCCCAUACAGAUUCGUUACGUCGGUUCGGAUUGGAGGAGGGCUGUGGAGUACGUCGACCUAAUCACACGCUUGAUGGACACACCGGCCGUGGGCCUGGUACCCAUUCGCACGGCCUUGAGCCGCAUGGACCCUUCUCUAGCUACCUUCACCUCGGUGCACCUGCUCUACCUCCGUCUUUGCCACGAGGUUAGGGCCUUCUACGAGGCUCUGCCCAUUCUCGAUCAGUUCAUCCGUAGCUUCCCUUCCCAGUCGAUCGCGGGUGCGGAAUUUACGUUGCCAUGUGCAGACCAUUUCACCAGCGCUGGCUACAUAACCGUACGUUCCGGUCUCUCAGACAGGAUCACCGCAGCAGAUGUUCACGAGUACUUUCUUCUCGGCGCAAACACCUACUUGGCAUUGCGCCAGUACAAGCAGGCCCAGCUGCUCCUAGAGUACAUCCUGACCACCCCCACGCAAAACGUCGCGAGCGGCCUCAUGGCGGAGGCUUACAGGAAGUGGGUCUUGGUAGGAUGUCUGGUUGACGGUGCUCCGUCUCAGAAUCUCAAGCCGUCCAACAGCCACGCGAUUAGGACGAUCAAGUUGGCAUCAAAGGCGUACGACACAGUCGCCGAAAUCUUCCAGGGCGGUGACCCCGUCCGACUCCAGGCUGAAAUCGAUGUCGGCGCGCAAAUCUGGAACGAGGAUGGCAAUUCCGGUCUGAUCAGGGAGGUUCAGGAGCACCAGGCAAAGCUUUACGUCAGGAAUCUCCAAAAGACAUACGCAGCAGCUCCCGUGUCGACCGUCGCCAAGUGGCUCGGCCAAGCCCCGGAUGCUGCCGAAGCGUACCUGAAGGGUAUGGUCGACGACGGCUUCUUGAAUGCCACGAUUGAACAGAGCGCAGACGGCCAGCAGAUUCUGCGAUUCCACUCGCAGCUGGCCAGCGGCCCACGCACCAAGACGGAGCAGCAGCAGCUCUCGGAACUCGUUGCUCAGACGAAGAGGACCGAUGAACUGGCCGAACAUGUCAAGGCGGCCACGCAGAGGCUUAGCUUAACUAAAGAGUAUGUGGAAUUCGCUAAGAAGAAGGCGCGCCAGAAGGACGAUAGCGGUCAGGGACUGGGCGAGACGAUGGACACGUCCUGGGAUGCAUACGAGCAGGACGAGGACAUGAUGGCAGAUUUGUGA